Brenthis ino (lesser marbled fritillary) is the source of this 552-nucleotide messenger RNA. The record is from the annotation of a GenBank genome assembly. NCBI's taxonomy places the organism in Eukaryota, Metazoa, Arthropoda, Insecta, Lepidoptera, Nymphalidae.
AUGGUCAAAGCUUGGUUUAUGGAUGAUGAACAAAGUGAUCAACGCUUAGAGCACCAUCGAAACCCUCCAGAAUAUAUACCUCUUGAGGAUUUAUAUAAGAAAACGGGUGUCGAAUACUUUAACAUAAAUGUGAAUACAUAUUUAAUAGAUGGAGUGUUAGAUAAAAUCAAAAAAGAGAGAGGCUACACAUAUGAAGAUGAGAUAGCUUGCUCGAAGGAAUGCUUACCAAACUAUGAGGAAAAAAUUAAAUCUUUUUAUGAAGAACAUCUACACACUGAUGAGGAAAUCAGACUUGUGCUAGAAGGCUCUGGAUAUUUUGAUGUGCGUGAUGGAAAUGAUGAAUGGAUCAGAAUUGCUGUUUCGGCUGGAGACAUGAUCAUUAUCCCCAGUGGCAUCUACCAUCGGUUCACCCUUGACACUAACAAUUUCAUCAGAGCCAAACGAUUCUUCAUAGGUGAGCCUGUGUGGCUCCCAUACAACAGACCAGCAGAUGAGUUGCCUUGCAGAAAAGCAUACUUGGAUAAAUUGCAGGAAGGAUUUAUCGCAGCUUAU